Molecule: messenger RNA, 1641 nt
Organism: Anopheles marshallii
Lineage: Eukaryota; Metazoa; Arthropoda; Insecta; Diptera; Culicidae
Product: acyl-CoA Delta-9 desaturase-like
Exons: 6
Coding region: 1-1641 (546 amino acids)
Biological process (GO): unsaturated fatty acid biosynthetic process
Cellular component (GO): endoplasmic reticulum membrane
Molecular function (GO): stearoyl-CoA 9-desaturase activity; iron ion binding
Source: RefSeq, a predicted model, not a curated record
AUGGGAGCCGACUCGCAGACGAAAACGAUCCUGUGCGCCAAAACGCCCGAACUCAUCGAGACGGCAAUCGCCGACCGCAAGCCAGAACAAUCACAGACUGACCCACAUAACCGGGCUACGACGGCCGACAUCCUAGCAGCGGAGCUGUCCCAAUCCGACUCAACACUCGCCGGAGCACAGUUUGAGAAGGCGCUGCAAACCUGCAGCAAUGUGGUGCACGAGGCAGAAGUGGACCGGAAGCUGAAGGAGAUCGGUUCCGCGACACCCAUCCUGCCGUCCGAAAUCGGAACGGAUUUCAACUUCAAGCGGGAGAUCGUCUGGAAAAAUGUGGUCGGGUUUCUGCUGCUGCACAUCUGCGGCUGGGUAGGACUGCAUCUGGCGUUCUGGCGAUACUGCGACUACCGUACGACGCUUUACACACUUUGGCUCAUGUACGCCUCUGGACAGGGUGUAACGAUGGGUGCCCAUCGACUCUGGUCUCACCGGGCGUUCAAGGCGAAGCUCUGGCUGAGGAUCAUCCUGCUGUGGAUGCAUACACUGGCCGGACAGAACUGCCUGUACGUGUGGGUACGCGACCACCGACAGCACCACAAGUUCUCGGACACGGACGCCGACCCGCACAACGCUAACCGUGGAUUCUUUUUCUCGCACAUUGGAUGGCUUCUGUCCCGAAAGCACCCGAAGGUGAUUGAGUACGGCAAGAAGAUCGACAUGUCCGAUCUAGAGGCCGAUCCGCUGAUUAUGUUCCAAAAGGAUCAUUACAAGCUGCUCUAUACCAUUUUUGCACUGUUUGGGCCUACGGCCAUCCCGGUCUACUUCUGGGGAGAAAACCCCUGGUACGCACUCUUCGUAGCGUUCUUCUUCCGCACGGUGCUCAGCCUCAACGGAACCUGGUCGGUGAACAGUGCGGCCCACAUGUUUGGGACGCGCCCUUACGACAAGACCAUGUGGCCAGUGGAGAAUAUGUUUGUAUCGUUCGUGGCGGUCGGUGAGGGCUGGCACAACUAUCAUCAUGCCUUCCCAUGGGAUUACCGAGCCUCAGAGUACGGCACGCCGCUGAAUCUGACCGGCACGCUAAUCGACCUUUUGGCAAAGUUUGGUGCGGUGUACGAUCGCAAAACGGCUACCCCGAACAUGGUUAAAAACCGUGUCAUGCGUACCGGUGACAAAUCGCAUCACACCUACGGUACGGAUGAAGGGCGCAGUGCUUUUACCACGCUGUGGAACAUCUGGAAGCAUCCGUCCAACCCGACCUACAACUCGAUUCACACGCCCAAGCCGAAAAUACUGCAAUCCGACGGCUACGCGCUCAUUCCGGACGAGUUGAAGCAGUCCGAACGGGACGAGGACAUUUUAUCGAAGGAGAACGAGGAGCUGAUGAGACGCCAGAAGGAGGAAGAGAACCGAACGACGGAAGCGAACCAAAUCUACAACAAGCUGUCGAAAUACAUCAAGGAACAACAGCAAUCGGCACCGGAGUCGGUGGACGAACUGUUACUACACCAGACGAACAAUAACGUCGACAAGGGUGCAAUGGUGCAGGGCAAGGCGGCACUAAACGUCCUCGACUGCAAUGACAAUGCGCUCGUAAAGCGGAAAGUGAUGGUGGACGCUGCCUCUUCCGCUUCAAGUCACCACUAG